Scylla paramamosain (green mud crab) is the source of this 6306-nucleotide messenger RNA. It is a transcript of the gene Dlic, whose product is annotated as cytoplasmic dynein 1 light intermediate chain 2-like. The transcript is spliced from 11 exons. Gene Ontology annotation, molecular function: dynein heavy chain binding. Lineage: Eukaryota; Metazoa; Arthropoda; Malacostraca; Decapoda; Portunidae. Gene Ontology annotation, cellular component: centrosome; cytoplasmic dynein complex. The record is from RefSeq and is a predicted model, not a curated record. Gene Ontology annotation, biological process: microtubule-based movement; microtubule cytoskeleton organization. The coding region runs from base 75 to 1613 and encodes 512 amino acids.
UGCGCGAUGUUCUUUUGUUUCAUUCCGAGGCGACGAAGAAAAGUCUUGGCGUUUAUAGUGUUGGUCAUGACAACAUGGCGCUGGGCGGGGUAAGGUCUGCCCUCUCUGGGCUUUCCGACCUUCGCAAGGAGAAGGCUGAGGAGAAGGAGAACCUGUGGAAGAAGAUCCUUGGCGAGGUUCAAUCCAGCGAGCGGAACAAGCUGCCGUCAUGCAAGUCAGUGCUAGUGUUGGGUGACAAUGAAUCCGGCAAGACCACGCUGAUCGCCAAGCUUCAGGGGAACGAGGACCCCAAGAAAGGUUCGGGGCUUGAGUACGCCUACAUCGAUGUGCGUGAUGAGUACAGAGAUGACCACACCAGGCUCAGUGUUUGGGUGCUGGAUGGGGAACCAGUGCAUGGGGAGCUUCUAGAGUAUGCAAUGAGUCCUAAGAACCUUGAACACACGCUGGUUCUCCUCACUGUGUCCAUGACUACUCCUUGGGGCAUCAUGGACCAACUACACACUUGGGCCUCUACGCUGCAGGAUCACAUCGAUAAGCUGAACCUCGACCCUGACUACUUCAAGGAACGCCAGGAUAAGAUGUCAAGGCUAUGGCAAGACUAUGUAGAGCCAGGAGAUGAGCUGGAGGCCGGGUCCCCCAUGAAGAGGUCCUCACGCAACCUAGAUGGAGAUGAGGAUCCCGUCUUGCCCCUGGCCGAGAACGUGCUGACGAGGAACCUUGGCCUGCAUGUCAUUGUUGUCGUUACGAAGACAGACUACAUGUCAACGCUGGAGAAGGACUUUGACUAUAAGGAGGAACAUUUUGACUUCAUCCAGCAGUCAAUAAGGAAGUUCUGCCUGCAAUAUGGCGCAGCGCUCUUCUAUACCUCGGUCAAGGAGGACAAGAACUGUGACCUCCUUUACAAGUAUCUAGUCCACAAAAUCUACAACUUCCCCUUCAGAACUCCCGCGCUGGUGGUGGAGAAAGAUGCGGUGUUUAUACCAGCAGGAUGGGAUAACGAGAAGAAGAUCGCCAUCCUUUACGAGAACAUGCACACCAUGACCCCAGAAGAUUAUUACACAGAUGUCAUUGUUCGGCCGCCUGUUGUGCGCAAGGCGAUGACGAGAGAGAUCGAGGUGCAGGUUGAGGAGGAGCAGGCAUUCCUGGCGCGGCAUCUGGCACAGCUGCAGGCGGGCGGCACCGGAGCGCCCCACACACCCCAGGGCCGGCAGGAGUCCCCCCUCAGGCAGUCCCCGGCAGUGCAGAAGACCAGUGACAGAAGGGUUGCCACCGGUGUCCCUGCCAACCAGAUGGGAUCUCCAAAGAAGAUGUGGAGGCCCUCGUCAGCGGAGAUGAACAAGCCAGGUGGACCGGGCCCAAGCGAGGGUGUGCUAGCUAACUUCUUCAACUCCCUCCUAAGUAAGAAGACGGCCAUCAACAGCCCCCCCACUGGCGGCAUCAAGACCAAUGACAAGGCAGCCAUGCGGUCUGACGCGGCGGCAGAGCUAGACCGCCUCACCCGGAGCAAGAAGACCCCCAUCCCCCCCACCACCGCCACCACCAACAGCACCCCGCCACCCGCCACCACCGCAACCACCACCAACAACACAGACGCCAACUCCUCGGAAUGUUGACUGCGGAAGACAGAGUGUGUUGGUUGAAAUUGAAGGAAAUGGUCUACCCUGUUUGUCUGUCUGUCCCUCCCCCAUCCGUUCCUGCCGCCAGCACCCUCAUCAUCACCAGGGUGUGGCUGGGACGUGGGAGGGUGACAAGGGUGUAGAGUAGGGUGGGGUAUGACAAGGGGGGGUAUAAAUUUCAUUCCUGUGUAUAUGAAGCUGUGUCUUUUUUUUUCUCUCUCACUCUUGAUGGCUUCCCCCACCACCGCCACUACCACCGCCACCACCACCACCACCGCUGCCACCACCACCACCACCAGGAAGGCCAUCACACACCAUUAAUCUGUGCUGUGGUGCUAAGCUGAUCCUUCAGUGCCUAAAAUGUGUGUGCGUGUGUGCGUGUGUGCGUGUGUGUGUGUGUGUGCAGCUAGGGGGUGGUCUGAAGGCUAGGGUCCUUGGGGGGGGUCUAGAGAGAGGGUGGGGGGGGUUUGCAAUGUCUGUAUAAUAUUUUUCUUAUUUAUUGUUAAUUUUAUACACCUGCUUCUAUGCCGUGCCCAUCUGGCUGUAUGCAUCACUUGUGUGUGUGUGUGUGUGUGUGUGUGUGUGUGUGUGUGUGUGUGUGUGUGUGUGUGUUGUGGUUGAAUCCGAUUUUAGGAGAGAGGAAUUAUUGUGGGGGUGUGAUGUAUCUAUUUGUAUGUAUAUAUAUAUAGCUUUCUCUCUCUCUCUCUCUCUCUCUCUCUCUCUCUCUCUCUCUCUCUCUCUCUCUCUCUCUCUCUCUCUCUCUCUCUCUCUCUCUCUCUCUCUCUCUCUCUCUCUCUCUCUCUCUCUCUCUCUCUCUCUCUCUCUCUCUCUCAUUUAUAUUCAGAACAUAUUUUUUUCCUUUUCAUCUUUAAAAUCUCAAAAUUUCUUUCUUCCUUUUAUUCCUCCUCGUUUUUCUUUUUCUUUUGUUUCCCUUUGAAAUAUUCCGCUUUCUCUCAGACCUGCUUUUAAUACUCCCAUUUUCUGUUUCAUCCUCCGUGGUUAUACAUACAUAUCCAAUCACAGUAGACUCACAAUUAGAGGAAUACGAUUAUGUUUUUCCACCCUACCUAACUUUGUACCGUUAAUUUUUUGUUCUUGUCUCCUGUUUUAUAUAUCGAAGAUGGUAGGCUUAGAUUAACUAGUGACAGGGAUUACAUGGGCUCUUAUCCUGGCUGGGACCACCACUUGGGACUACAGUAAGCAGGGCCCUUGAAAAUCAUGUUAUACUCUCUUUCACUGACUCUGGCCUUAGUAGCUUCACUGAGAACACAAGGAGGGACUGUAAUAUAAACAAUGUCCUUUGAAAACCAUCUUAUUGUACUCUUUUCACUGACUGGCCUUUGUGGCUUCACUAAGGACACAAGGAGAGACUGUAAUGUUAACAACAUCCUUUGAAAACCAUGUCAUUACACUCUCCUUUACUGAUUUACCAUAGUAACUUAACUCGGAAUGCAGGAACAUGGUAACUCGCUAAUGUUUUCAUCUCGUAGCUCAAGUAUUCCUGUCUUUCUCUCUCUCUUCAGAUGUCGAGUAAACUGACGAUGCACUCCUACCAAGACCUUUAUUCACUCACAAAAUUACCUCUUUAUAUCUGAGUGAGGAUUUUAGGCAGUUUCAGAGACCAUUGGGAAGACAAGACCAGGAGACUGUGUGGAGGAGGACAAGUCAGUGGGAAGACUUGUGGAGACAGUGAAGAGGACAGGACAGUGGGAAUAGACCUGGACACAGUGUAUGGAGGACAGAGAAAAGAUGAAGACCCAGGGACAGUGUGACGGACAAGACAUAGAGAAGAUAGAAGAAAUGGGGAUAGUAUAAAGAGGAGGACAUAAGAAAGGAAAUGUAAAAGAAGAGAUUGCCAAAUUACAGAGAUUAAGACCAGGAACAUUGUGUGGAGGAGGACAGAAGAAGGAACAUGGAAGAGAUCAUCGGAUUAAAAAAACUGUGAGGGAUUUGCAAGUUGUCCAGCCCUGUGAGGGAAACUAAAGGACAUUAAACAAAAUACUGGUGAUGGAUGAUACUGGUGCAAACAAUCCGGUGCCUUAGUGAAGUCUCUGGUGGGAAUGUAAAGUCAGUUAGCCGAGCGUUUGUAGAGAAAAUGGGUCGUGUGAAGAAUUCAGUCGUUGUACCGGUGAGUUAUUUGAGUUUAUGCCAGGUUUAUCUUGCGAAUUACUAAGGAUGUGAAGGAUGUUAAAACGGUUUACCGCACGUUUGGAAAAGAAAACGGCGUGUAUGAAAAAUUUAGUCAAGUUAGCAAGUUUCUCCUACUGUUACCUUACAAAUAAGCAACAACUUUAGAUGGAAUAUAAAUCAAACUUGCCACACACACACAAAAAGAAAAAAAAGUGAAAAAAAAAACCAUUAGCAGUCACAAAUUAAUAUACCAUCAUUUAAGGUCAUUGAUGAGGUCGUGAGGUCAUGCAGGAGGAACAGGAGAACCAGAGGAAAAGGGGAGGUCACAGCCAAUAUAAAGAGACCCAUUGCUAAUUAUGGGAGUAAAACAGCUGAUUUAGGGGAAAAGUAAUAACAUGUACAGUUGUGAAUUAACCUUUAAAAAUAUGUAUGCCAAAGCUUUAUUGAUGGACACUGUGGACUGUACAUAUUUAGCUUAUAAUUCUUUUUUUUUCCUUCAUUUUUUUUUUUUUUUUUUUUUUUUUUUUUUUAUACCUCACCUCACUAUCCUGUCUGUCUAUUUGUUUGUGUAUCUUAAGUUCCUUCACUAUCUUCCUUGCCACUUUCUGUCCUUGUAUCGUACAUUUUUCUCGAAGUUAUAUCAUCUUAUCUGUCACUUUUUUUUUUUUUUUUAUCUAUUUAUAUAUCAGUCUCUAUCUACAUACCUAUUUAUAUAUGAGUCUCUUUACCUAUCUGUCUAUCUGUCUAUCUACCUGUCCUGUCUUGUACUUAAAUGCCCAUCUAUCUAUCUGUCUGAAUAUAUUAUUAUUAGCUUUGGGAGGGCUGGGCCACUAACUGUGUGGGGGAGAUACCCUGUGUGUGUGUGUAUGUGUGUGUGUGUGUGUCUGAGGCUGCUGCUCUCAGUGUUGGUAGCUAGUUAGAGGCAGCAAAGGAGAGGAGGAAGAUAGGAGUGUGUGUAUGAUUGAUAUUACUGAGGAAAAUUGCAUUGUUUUGUUAUUGGAAGGAAGGAAAGGAAGUGUCUGUGUGUGUGUGUGUGUGUGUGUUUCUGAUAUUACAACGGAAACUGAUUUUUUUUUAUAAUUUGAGUGAAAAUACAAAAGUGUGUGUGUGUGUGUAGGAGAAAAAGAGAGAGUGUGUGUGUUUAGAUAUCAGGUAUUAUGAGAUAUAUUAAAAAAAAAAUGUACUUUAUUCAACAUUUUAACAGCGCAGAGAAAUAACUUUGAAUAUAACAGUUCCCAACACACACACACACACAUACACACAAACACACACACACACACACACUGCACCACACCACCACCACCACCACCACCACCAACAGCCAGUGCAUUAUUAACCAAAUGAAUGACUUAAAUAAUAAUAAUAAUAAUAACUAGCAAACACGACACACCAGUGCUUAUUUUAGGCUUCAAAUCAGCUAAUUGUAUUUAUAUUCUUGAAAUUAUGUUUUUGAAAGCAAUUUAAACCACCAACACCAGUGCAAACCUGUUCCGUUAUGCAGGUGUGUUGCCCUACCUGUGAUUGCACACAGUGACAGGUGUAGGGGUCGCUACCUUGGGAUCUGAGGUGUGUACAGGUGUGGAGUUCUCAUGUGUAAUUACCACUAUCAGGUGUGUGUUUGUUACCUGUGAGGUGUGCAGUUACAUAUUUGUAUUCCUAUAAUCAACAGGUGUGACCCACAAACCUGUACUGAGAUAUGUAUAGGUGUGCUGGGUCCAGGUAACAGGCAAUGGGGGGACGCCGACCCACAGGUACACACCCGUUGUAGCCUUGCAUCAUUAACAGGUGUGUGUGGCGCUGUGACCUCAAAACACGUCAACAGCUAUGUAAAAGGGUCACUUUACCCUAGCUCCAAGUAGACAGGUGUGCGUGCAGUCUUGUACUAGCAGAGUAUUCCAAGGGGCAGGUGUGGAGGCUGUCACCGGGCUUGUAACGAGGCAGGUGUGGCAAGAGGUGACCUUACGAUUCAAGGUACAGGUGUGUUCUGGCACCUUACCUUUAGUUAGGCUAGGUGUGCAGGGCUAGAGUGCCACAGGUGUGUUAUGGCAGCACUGCAGGUGUGUGGGGCUACGUACACACCAAACCUGCUGUGUCGCCAGAAAACACAGGCACUUUCGUUAUCUUGGUUAGUCUUGGAAAGUAUUCUUGUAUAUAGUGAGUGACAGAUCGAUUACUACUACUACUACAACUACUACUACUACUACUACAGCAGCAGCAGAAGCUAUAUCAUGUUUUGUCUCGUUCCAGCAUAGACCAGUCAUUGUACCAGUCACCCGGGCCGUUCUAGUCGGUCUGUGUGAGUUUCCCACAGGUGAUACAAAAAUUAAGGAAAAUAUUAAAAUGAAAGAAACUUAUUAUUUUUUUUCCUUACUACUGAGGAAAAGAAGAAUGUUAUUAUUUUUUCCCUCGCUAAAAAUAUAUGCCUAUCUGUUGCCGAUUUAUAAUUUACGAAAUGAUGAUGAUAAAAAAAAUAAUGCUGUUAUGGUUUAGAAAUAUUUUCCAUUUUGCCAUUGCAGAGAAAUUGUAAAAAAUAUGAAAAUAUGACAUUUGUGAUAACUUC